AUGCGGACUACAUUACGACUUCUGGCAUCUAUUUCGCAGAACCAGCCUUCCAAGCUUAAAAAACCGACUAUUGGCCUUGAUCAUUUCAUUCAAAGACAGCGGGUUCUUGCCUUUUGGCGCGAGAUAGUCAGAGCCUUGAAUUCAAUCCCCAAUUCACCAACUCGCGAGGAGCUGCGCAAUUAUGCUCGCAACGAGUUUGAGCGCCAUCGAGAUGUGACAGACCUGCAACAUAUUCGAUACCUGCUUUCAACUGGCAAAGCGGAGUUCGAAACAAUGAGGAGAUACAUUGACGAGCAGAUUGCCGGUUGA
Aspergillus fijiensis CBS 313.89 is the source of this 309-nucleotide messenger RNA. RefSeq names its product LYR motif-containing protein 2. NCBI's taxonomy places the organism in Eukaryota, Fungi, Ascomycota, Eurotiomycetes, Eurotiales, Aspergillaceae. The transcript has 5 exons. The record is from RefSeq and is a predicted model, not a curated record. Gene Ontology annotation, cellular component: mitochondrion. The coding region runs from base 1 to 309 and encodes 102 amino acids.